GCCCCAGCAGGCCCACGGGGACAGGCUGGCUGCGGCAGUCCCCGAGCAAGGCUCCCGCAGGGAUGUGCUCUGAAGGGGGCUUCCUCACCUAGGAGGACGCGGGCGCGCAGCCGCGGCGCACCGCCUCCGCCCAGCCCCCCGCGCGUUCCCAGGUGGGCACCUGCGCCCAGGGCAGGUGUGUCCGCCAGAGGCUGGGGCAGCGCGGGACCCAGCUCCGGGCCGGGUGCAGGCCUGGGUGAGCCCGGGCGGCGGCACAUCCCCCGCUGGCUCCGAGUCACCUGGAUCGCCGCCCAGUGGAGGCUGGGCGCAGCGCCCCUCUGCGCAUUCCCUCUGCAAAAUGGCUCACGCUGCUGCUUCUAUUAAAAAAGUUCGCGAGGCUGAGCUGGAUGAAAAGGAAAAAAUCCUUGAGAGAGAGAGGAAAAAACAACGGAAAAUCCCCAGGGAGCGUACGGACCGGAAAAGGAAGUCUGACAGCAGCGCCAGCUUCCUCCGCGCGGCCAGAGCCGGCAACCUGGACAAGGUCGUGGAGUACCUGAAGGGGGGCGUGGACAUCAACACCUGCAACCAGAAUGGACUCAACGCUCUGCACCUGGCCGCCAAGGAGGGCCACGUGGGCCUGGUCCAGGAACUGCUGGGAAGAGGGUCUUCCGUGGAUUCUGCCACCAAGCAGAAGGGGAACACUGCUCUCCACAUCGCAUCUCUGGCGGGACAGGCGGAAGUCGUCAGAGUUCUCGUCAAGGAGGGAGCCGACAUCAAUGCGCAGUCUCAGAAUGGCUUCACUCCUCUGUAUAUGGCUGCCCAAGAGAACCACAUCGAUGUUGUAAAGUAUUUGCUGGAAAAUGGAGCCAACCAGAGCACCGCUACCGAGGAUGGCUUCACGCCUCUGGCCGUGGCACUGCAGCAAGGACACAACCAGGCAGUGGCCAUCCUCCUGGAGAACGACACGAAAGGGAAAGUGAGGCUGCCUGCUCUGCAUAUCGCUGCCCGGAAGGACGACACCAAAUCCGCAGCCCUCCUGCUGCAGAGCGACCACAACGCUGACGUGCAGUCCAAGAUGAUGGUGAAUAGGACAACUGAGAGCGGCUUCACCCCUCUGCACAUCGCUGCUCACUACGGGAACGUCAACGUGGCGACGCUGCUGCUGAACCGGGGCGCCGCGGUGGACUUCACGGCCAGGAAUGGGAUCACCCCUCUGCACGUGGCCUCCAAAAGGGGGAACACAAACAUGGUGAAGCUCCUCCUGGACCGUGGUGGCCAGAUCGAUGCCAAAACCAGGGAUGGCUUGACCCCACUGCACUGCGCUGCACGAAGUGGACAUGACCAGGUGGUACAGCUUCUGCUAGAGCGGGGCGCCCCCUUGCUGGCGAGGACCAAGAAUGGGCUGUCUCCGCUUCACAUGGCCGCACAGGGGGACCACGUGGAGUGUGUGAAGCACCUGUUACAGCACAAGGCACCUGUCGAUGAUGUCACCCUGGACUACCUGACGGCCCUCCACGUCGCCGCGCAUUGUGGCCACUACCGUGUGACCAAACUCCUUCUGGACAAGAGAGCCAAUCCGAAUGCCAGAGCCCUGAAUGGUUUCACUCCCCUGCACAUUGCCUGCAAGAAAAACCGCAUCAAGGUCAUGGAGCUGCUGGUGAAAUACGGGGCUUCCAUCCAGGCUAUCACAGAGUCCGGCCUCACGCCGAUUCACGUGGCCGCCUUCAUGGGCCACUUGAACAUUGUUCUCCUGCUGCUGCAGAACGGCGCCUCUCCAGAUGUCACUAACAUUCGCGGGGAGACGGCGCUGCACAUGGCCGCCCGGGCGGGGCAGGCGGAGGUGGUGCGCUGCCUGCUGCGGAACGGGGCCCUCGUGGACGCCAGAGCCAGGGAAGAACAGACGCCCUUACAUAUCGCCUCUCGCCUGGGGAAGACGGAGAUUGUCCAGCUGCUCCUACAACAUAUGGCUCAUCCAGACGCAGCCACUACCAACGGGUACACGCCACUGCACAUCUCUGCCCGGGAAGGCCGGGUGGACGUGGCAUCUGUCCUCUUGGAAGCGGGGGCUGCCCAGUCCUUAGCUACCAAGAAGGGCUUCACGCCCCUGCACGUGGCUGCCAAGUACGGGAGCCUAGACGUGGCGAAGCUGCUGCUGCAACGGCGCGCGGCCGCGGACGCUGCGGGCAAGAACGGCCUGACCCCACUGCACGUGGCCGCUCAUUACGACAACCAGAAGGUGGCGUUGCUGCUGCUGGAGAAAGGGGCUUCCCCUCACGCCACUGCCAAGAAUGGCUACACUCCUUUACAUAUUGCUGCCAAGAAGAACCAGAUGCAGAUCGCUUCCACACUCCUGAACUACGGAGCAGAGACUAACAGUGUGACGAAGCAGGGAGUAACGCCCCUCCACCUGGCCUCCCAGGAGGGGCACACAGAUAUGGUCUCCCUGCUCCUGGAUAAGGGUGCCAGCAUCCACGUGUCAACCAAGAGCGGCCUCACUGCCUUACACCUCGCCGCCCAGGAAGAUAAAGUGAACGUGGCCGAUAUUCUCACCAAGCACGGCGCUGACAGGGACGCCCACACGAAGCUUGGUUACACUCCUUUAAUUGUGGCUUGUCACUAUGGAAAUGUGAAAAUGGUCAACUUUCUUCUGAAGCAGGGAGCAAACGUCAACGCAAAGACCAAGAAUGGCUACACGCCUUUGCACCAGGCCGCCCAGCAGGGCCACACGCAUGUCAUCAACACGCUGCUGCAGCACGGGGCCCGGCCAGAUGCCACCACCGCGAAUGGCAACACCGCCCUGGCCAUCGCCAAGCGUCUGGGCUACAUCUCCGUGGUCGACACCCUGAAGGUCGUGACUGAGGAGGUCACCACCACCACCACGACUGUCACUGAGAAACACAAGCUGAAUGUUCCUGAGACGAUGACUGAGGUGCUUGAUGUUUCUGACGAAGAGGGUGACGACACGAUGACAGGUGACGGGGGGGAGUACCUCCGGCCUGAGGACCUGAGAGAGCUGGGCGACGACUCUCUGCCCAGCAGUCAGUUCCUGGAUGGUAUGAAUUACCUGCGGUACAGUUUGGAGGGAGGACGCUCUGACAGUACCAUGCCCAGCCUCCGGUCCUUCAGUUCCGACAGGUCUCACCCGCUGGGCCAUGCCUCCUACCUGAGGGAUAGUGCCGUGACGGACGAUGCCGUCCUCAUCCCCAGCCACCAGGUGUCGGCUCUCGCCAAGGAGGCAGAAAGGAGCUCCUACCGCCUCAGCUGGGGCGCCGAGCAUUUGGACAACGUGGCCCUUUCUUCCAGCCCUAUUCACUCCGGCCGCACCUCUCCGUGUAUCGACCGUGACAGCAGCAGUUUCCUGGUUAGUUUCAUGGUGGAUGCCCGCGGUGGUGCCAUGAGAGGCUGCCGGCACAACGGGCUGCGUAUCAUAAUCCCGCCGCGGAAGUGCACGGCCCCAACGCGGGUCACCUGCCGCCUGGUCAAACGCCACCGCCUGGCGACAAUGCCCCCGAUGGUGGAAGGGGAAGGCCUGGCCAGCCGCCUGAUUGAAGUUGGACCAUCUGGUGCUCAGUUCCUUGGUAAGCUGCACCUGCCAACGGCCCCUCCCCCACUUAAUGAGGGAGAAAGUCUGGUCAGCCGCAUCCUUCAGCUGGGGCCUCCUGGAACCAAAUUCCUUGGGCCUGUGAUCGUGGAGAUCCCGCAUUUUGCUGCCCUUCGAGGGAAGGAGAGGGAGCUGGUGGUCCUGCGCAGUGAGAAUGGAGACAGCUGGAAAGAGCACUUCUGCGAGUACACUGAAGACGAGUUGAACGAGAUCCUGAAUGGCAUGGAUGAAGUGCUGGACAGCGCCGAGGACCUGGACCGGAAGCGCAUCUGCCGCAUCGUCACGCGCGACUUCCCUCAGUACUUCGCCGUGGUGUCGCGCGUCAAGCAGGACAGCCACCUGAUCGGGCCGGAGGGCGGUGUGCUGAGCAGCACGGUGGUGCCGCAGGUGCAGGCGGUGUUCCCCGAGGGCGCGCUGACCAAGCGUAUCCGCGUGGGCCUGCAGGCUCAGCCGAUGCACGGUGAGCUGGUAAAGAAGAUCCUGGGCAACAAAGCCACCUUCAGCCCAAUAGUCACUUUGGAACCUAGAAGAAGAAAAUUCCAUAAGCCAAUCACCAUGACCAUCCCUGUCCCCAAAGCUGUGAGUGAUGUCAUACUGAACGGUUUUGGGGGAGACGCACCAACCUUGAGGUUACUGUGCAGUAUAACAGGUGGAACCACUCCUGCCCAGUGGGAAGAUAUUACCGGGACUACACCAUUAACAUUUGUCAACGAAUGUGUUUCCUUCACGACCAAUGUGUCUGCCAGGUUCUGGCUGAUAGAUUGCAGACAAAUCCAGGAAUCUGUGACCUUUGCAUCCCAAGUAUAUAGAGAGAUUAUCUGCGUACCAUAUAUGGCCAAGUUCGUCGUGUUUGCCAAGUCACAUGACCCCAUUGAAGCCAGGUUGCGAUGCUUCUGCAUGACCGACGACAAAGUGGACAAGACGCUGGAACAACAGGAAAACUUUGCCGAGGUGGCCAGAAGCCGGGAUGUGGAGGUGUUAGAAGGAAAACCCAUCUAUGUUGAUUGUUUUGGCAAUCUGGUGCCAUUAACCAAGAGCGGCCAGCAUCAUAUAUUCAGUUUUUUUGCCUUCAAAGAAAACAGACUUCCUCUCUUUGUCAAGGUCCGGGACACGACCCAGGAGCCAUGCGGACGCCUGUCAUUUAUGAAAGAGCCCAAAUCCACAAGAGGCCUGGUGCAUCAAGCGAUUUGCAACUUAAACAUCACCCUGCCCAUUUACAUAAAGGAGUCAGAGUCAGAUCAAGAACAGGAGGAAGAGAUCGAUAUGACAUCAGAAAAAAAUGAUGAGACAGAAUCUACAGAAACGUCUGUCCUGAAAAGUCACCUGGCUGAUGACGCCCCUGUCCUGGCGAGCCCGGACUUGCUCUCGGAUGUUUCCGAGAUGAAGCAGGAUCUGAUCAAGAUGACCGCCCUCUUGACCACAGACGUGUCCGACCGGGCAGGACCCCUCACGCCCAAGGGGCUGGCCAGGGCCGGCGAGGAGGAGCCUGGCGAGCCCUUCGAGAUCGUUGAGAGCGUCAAAGAGGACUUGGAGCGAGUGAACGAAAUUCUGAGGGGUGGGCCUGGGUCCCCGCCAGACAGGGAGCUGGAGGAGGAGGACUGGGUGAUGGUCAGCGCCGAGGAUGUGCGGCAGGCCCAGCAGAGCGCCCCUGCGGAGGGUCCCGGGUCGCCCCGCGCCACAGGUACUGCGCACAGACAGGUGCGCCCAGAGGACGAGCCACCCACGGCGGCCGGGGACGCACCCGGGGCCCUUGCUGUGGGCGGGAGCCUAGAAAGCGAGGGCAAGGACGGCCCCGCAGACGACACACAGACAACGCAGAAACAGCAGAAAUCAGUCCUGGGAGUGAAGAAGCCAGUGAGGAGGAAAUUAAAAGAAAAGCUGAGACAGAAUGAGCCAAGUCUCCAAGCUAGCACAGGAAAAACUGAACUUAAAAAAUGUAGUUCCGAAGAGUCCUUGGAAGAUGACCCGGGGUUAGGCCCCGAGCCUCUCCCCACCGGAAAGGCCACAUCGCCUUUGAUUGAAGAAACCCCCAUUGGUUCUAUUAAGGACAAAGUGAAGGCCCUCCAGAAGCAAGUGGAGGAGGAGCAGAAAGGUCGCAGCAAGCUGCCUGUCAGGGUCAAAGGCAAAGAGGAAACACCCAGGAGGACAAGCCACAGGCCACGCCCUGCGGUGUCCCCCACUGUGAAGUCAGAGAGGCAGGUGCCAGCAUCCCCCUCCCCCAAAGCAGAAAGGCACUCUCCUCUUUCCUCCUCUGCAAAAUCUGAAAGGCACCUUCCAACGACUCCGCCAAGUAAAACUGAGAGACACUCCCCUGUGUCACCCUCAGGCAAAACAGACAAACGCCCACCUGUGUCACCCUCAGCAAAAACUGAGAGAUACUCCCCUGCAUCCUCGUCAAAUAAAACUGAGAAACAGUCCCCUGUGUCACCCUCAGGUAAAACAGACAAACGACCACCGGUGUCACCCUGGGGAAGGACGGAGAAACCCCUUCCUGUACCCCCUGGGAGAACAGAAAAACGCCUGCCUGUAUCACCCGCUGGGAGAAUGGAAAAGCACCCACCUGUGUCAACCUCUGGGAAAACCGAGAAGCGCCUUUUGGUGUCACCUUCUGGAAAAACAGAAAAGCACCCACCUGUAUCCCCCACCUCAAAAACAGAACGAAUCGAGGAGACAAUGUCUGUUCGGGAGUUGAUGAAGGCUUUCCAGUCAGGCCAGGACCCAUCUAAACACAAGACUGGCCUCUUUGAGCACAAAUCAGCAAAACCAAAGCAGCCACAAGCAAAGAGCCAAGUCCGGGCAGGGAGAGACAAGGGGCAGGUUCCAAGCCAGAAAGAAACACAGAAAGUGGACAGCCAGACAGUCAAACGAGGCCAGGGAUCCCCGGGGACAGGAGCCUGUGGUACCUCAGGCAGGCGACAGAGCGGAGACACAGCUGGAAAUGAGGAGGCAGCCCCCAGCCCUCGGACACCUGCCCCCGAGGGAGACAUGGGGCUGCAGAUCAGCCCCGACAGGAGGGACUCCACCGACUUCUCUGAGGUCAUCAAGCAGGAGCUGGAGGACAAUGACAGAUACCAGCAGUUCCGCCAGACUGAGGACACGGCAAUGGUACAGCUGCUACUGGACCAGGUGCUCACCAGUCCCUGCAACACGGUGUUCCCCCUGGACGACACGGAGGAGGGCCGCCCAGCUCUGUCCUUGUGCAGCGGGGCCCUGGCUGGCAGCUGUGAGAGCCUGAGGCACGAAGGGGUGGCAGGGUCUCCAUGUGGCAGCCUGAUGGAGGGGACCCCUCAGAUCAGUUCAGAAGAAAGCUACAAGCACGAGGGCCUGGCGGAGACCCCUGAGACAAGCCCAGAAAGCCUUUCUUUCUCACCAAAGAGAAGCCAGGAACAAAUUGAGGAAACAAAAGGUGCCACCAUGUUAGAAACACCAGCGGAAAUUCGUUCAGAAGAAGGACAUCCCUCAACCAAAGACAUUCCCGGUGCUGCUGAUGAGCCAGGUGCAGCCACCACCAAGGGUGCAGAGCCCCAGGCCAUGUGUGCUCCCAGGGAGGCCACCCUGGACCCUUCCAGAGACACAGACCCCAAACCAGAAGGUGAUGGCCUCGGCAGUCGUGCUGUGUCCUCAGCCAAAGAAUCACCCACAGGACUGACGGAGGUCACGUCCUGUGACGGGGGUCCACCAGCUCAUGGUAGUUCCACCCACAAGACACAGACUGAUUCUGAAGCCCAAGGACCCACUAGCCCCGAGCCCUCACCGCCCGAGGCUCCCAGGAAGACCAGCCCUGGGGCCGAGUCCCAGCCGCAGGCAGCCCCCCGCAGCCCCCCGGGGCUCGAGCUCGCACUCCGUCGCCCCGAUGCUGAGGUGCUCAGCCCAGGCGCUGACGAGUCCCUGGCAGUGAGCCACAGAGACUCCCUGGAGGCCAGCCCGGUGCUAGAGGACAACUCAUCACACAAAACCCCGGACUCCCUGGAGCCCAGUCCUCUGAGAGAGUCCCCCUGCCGGGACUCUCUCGAAAGCAGCCCCGUGGAACCAAAGAUGAAGGCUGGCGUUGUCCCAAGUCACUUUGCUCUUCCCGCAGCCGUUGCCAAAGCGGAACCCUUUACAGAGGUGGCCUCCAUGCGGUCCCGGCUGCUCCGAGACCCGGAUGGCAGCGCCGACGACGACAGCCUUGAGCAGACGUCGCUCGUGGAGAGCUCGGGGAAGAGCCCCCUUUCUCCCGACACUCCCAGCUCUGAAGAAAUUAGCUAUGAGGUCACACCCAAAGCCUCUGAUACAAGCACCCCCAAACCGCCUGUGAUUCACGAAUGUGCUGAGGACGAUGACUCAGAAAAUGGGGAGAAAAAGCGGUUCACACCUGAAGAGGAAAUGUUUAAAAUGGUAACCAAAAUCAAAACCUUUGAUGAACUGGAACAAGAAGCAAAGCAGAAAAGGGACUACAGAAAAGAACCCAAGCAAGGAGAGUCUUCUUCAUCCUCUGACCCUGAUGCUGACUGUUCGGCAGACGUGCACGAACCGGAAAGUAUGAAGUGUGCUGAGGAUGGCAGCAGUGGCCCCAUGGCCGGCAUGGCCGACAGCAGGAAGGCGUCUUCCUCCUCAGAGAGUGAGCCCGAGCUGACCCAGCUGAGCAGAGGUGCCGACUCAGGCCUCCUCCCAGAGCCAGUCAUCCGCGUGCAGCCUCCCUCCCCACUGCCAUCCAGCAGGGACUCCAGUUCCAGUCCUGAAGAAGGACAAUUCCAGCCGGUUGCAUCCAAACACUACACUUUCAAGAUGAAGGAAGAUACUCAGGAAGGAUUGGGUAAAUCGGAAGAAGGAAAAGCUUGUGAAUGUCCUUUACCUGAAGACAGUCCUGCCGUUCCCACCGGUGGUCCAGAUGCGUCCUAUGAUGGCCUGAACACAGGUGCUGGUCAGCCCGACCUCUGUGAUGGCCAUGGUUGUGAGGCGGAGCGUCCGAGCAGCUCAGCCAUGCCCGUCUCUUCAGGACUCCAGGGUUCCACGGGUGUUGCCACCACUAAGGAGCUAGUUACCCCCAGGGAGACGUUAGCUCUGCAAGACGCCCACGAGGGGGACACAAAAGGGGAAGAGCAUGGUGCUUCUAGAGUGCAGUCUGCAUACGUCGAUGGCCCCAGCAAAGGCGCCCCACCCUUGUCCUCUGUGCCUCGUUGUCCUGCAUCUGAAGGAAAAGAAUUUGAUGAAGACGUAAUCUGCAUGUCCUCUACGACAGCAGUGGAAGCCACACAACCUGAGCAGGCUCCCGAGAGCUUCCCGGAGGACUGUGCCACUCCAGACUCCUCAGUCAGUCCUCAGACCAAUGGUGUGUCCAUGGGCGUCCCACUGUCUGACCCAGCUGAGGCCGAAGACGUCUGUGACCCUCAGAUCAUAAGCCCGUAUGAAAAUGUUCCUUCCCAAUCCUUUUUCUCUUGUGAAGAAAGCCAAACCCACACAGCUGCAAGACACGUGAGCUUUCACUCUUCUGAAGUGUGUCCCGGGACCAUCGUGCUGUCUGUCGAGGACACAGUAGUGGCAAGGACCUCCAGCGGAACUGUCUCAAGUCCAGAGCUUGUCUCCGAGGACCAAAGCAUGGCCCUGGAACCCGGGCGAGAAAGUCUGUUGUGGGAAAGGCGGUCCGAGAGCAGCCUCUCAUCCGUGGAGCCUGCUGUGCCAAGUAUGUCGGCAGUUGGUGAGCAAACCAGUAGCGUCAUCGUCACAACGACCGAAGUGGACUGUGAUCCCUGGAGCGAGAUGCGUGAGGAUGAUGCCGCCUUUGAGGCUCGCGUGGGGCAGGAGGAGCAGAAGAUCUUUGCUUUGAUGGUCGACAGACAGUCCCAGGGCACCACCCCGGACACCACUCCUGCUCGAACCCCAACUGAGGAGGGGACCCCCACCAGUGAACAGAAUCCGUUUCUCUUUCAGGAAGGAAAACUGUUUGAGAUGACCCGAAGUGGUGCCAUCGAUAUGACCAAAAGGUCCUACGCAGAUGAAAGUUUUCACUUUUUCCAAAUUGGGCAAGAAUCCGGAGAAGAGACUGCCUCUGAGGACGUGAAGGAAGGGGGUACCAUCCCUGAGCCUCCCCAGCUGGAGACAUCAGCUGAGUCACUGGCACUUUCGGAAUCAAAGGAAACAGUGGCUGAUGAGGCCGACUUGCUCCCUGACGACCUGAGUGAGGAAGCAGAGGGGAUGCCAGCCUCCACUGACACAGCAAGGCCAGAAGCUACAUCCCCGGGGGCCACGGACCUCCCCGCCAUGCAGAGGGUGGAUACACCUCCACUGCACGGAGAGAGGCACGCAGCUGGCCCCGGCUGCCCUGAACCGGCCGGCCACGCUCCGUUAGAUUUUUGCACCGUCACCAGGUCCGUAUAUUCAGGUCGGGAUGAUGACUCUCCCGACUCUUCCCCAGAGGAACAGAAGUCAGUCAUUGAAAUCCCCACGGCAUCCAUGGACAGUGUGCCUUCUGCUGAAAGCAAGUCCAAGAUCCCCGUAAGGCCCACACCCACUCUGACCCCAGCACCCCUAGAUACGGGGGACGAGAGGUCCCAGCCUGAAGAGUUUCUACCCGGCCUGAAUGAGGACAGUAAAGAGGAGGAAACAAAACCAAAGUCUAAGAUACCCGUGAAAGCUCCUGUCCAAAGAGCCGAGCUGCAGCCCUGGCCUCUGGCCUCGCCUCUGCAGAAGACGGGGGCUCCCCAGGGGCAGGACACACAGGGCAGAGUGGCCGACAGCAGAAGCAAAUCUGAAUCUGAUGCUAGCCCCGGGGACUCAAAGGCCAAAUGUCCACUGAAAACCGGAAGCUGUGCGGAGACAGAAGCCGAAGGCAGCGGCGGGACAGGACAGCUCGAGCCAGAGCCAGAAGGGGGCACCCCCAGACCCAAGCCCUUUCCGUCCAGGCUGCCGGUGAAGACCAGAAGCCCUCCGCCAUCCUGCAGGGGCACCGUGAGCCCCACAAAGGAACGGAGGGAGCAUUUCUCUGACCUUUACAGGAGUUCCCUGGAGUUCUUCGAGGAGAUUAGUGAUGAGGCGUCCAAGUUAGUGGAUAGGCUGACACAGGCAGAAAGGGGGCAGGAGUCAGUGUCAGAUGACGAAAGUAGCAGUGCCCUGGAAGUUUCCGUAAUCGAAAACCUGCCACCUCCGGAGGCCGAGCAGUCGGUCUCCGAGGACAUCUUUGACACAAGGCCCAUUUGGGAUGAGUCCAUUGAGACUCUGAUUGAGCGCAUCCCCGAUGACAGUGGCCGUGACCCUGCUGAAGAUCAACAGGAUGAGCAGGAACGGAUCGAGGAAAGACUGGCAUAUAUCGCCGAUCACCUCGGCUUCAGCUGGACAGAGUUAGCGCGGGAACUGGAUUUCACUGAGGAGCAGAUCCAUCAGAUCCGCAUCGAGAACCCCAACUCUCUGCAAGACCAGAGUCACGCGCUGCUCAAGUACUGGCUGGAACGGGAUGGCAAGCACGCGACAGAUGUUAGUCUCACCGACUGUCUUACCAAGAUCAAUCGAAUGGACAUUGUGCAUCUCAUGGAGACAAGCACGGAGCCUGUGCAGGAGCACACGAGUCACAGCUCGGUGGAAAUGGGACCGACUAUUGCACUGGAUGACAGUGAAGGCUUCUCAGUGCUUCCCGAGGAGCUUUGUGGCGCCCGGCCCGAGCCCGCGGAGGACAGCCGGUCCCGCAGCCACCCCCCCAUUGUGUCUGACGAAGACCUCUCCGUGGGUCAUUCCACUCUUCAGGACUGCGUCCCCAAAGCCGAUGGGGACAGCUCAGCGGCCCCGCUCACUCCCCACCACCACCAGGAACAGGUGCGACACGGUCUCUCGGGGACCCCACUGGAAGAGCCAUCAGAGAAGCUGAGGGAGGAGCGUCAGCAGGAAUACUUUGUGACAACCCCAGGGACAGACGUGUGCGACACUCAGAAGGCUGUGGCAGCACCUGGCUCUCCCAGCCAGACCCCUGAGGAAGUGAGGACCCCUCCUGAGGAGGACAGGCCCUACCUCCAGCCCUGGACAGCGAGUGAACGGGGAGACCCUCCCAUUGUGCAAGAACCCGAGGAGCCUCCGGAACUCAGGCAGGGGGCUUCUCCUCGGAAAACCAGCCUGGUGAUCGUGGAGUCAGCUGAUGACCAGCCACCUGUCUUCGAAAGACUCGAUGAGGAUGCAGCAUUUCAAAAGGAGCUAACAGAGGAGUUAGGGGAACUGGAGGCCAGCUCAGAGGAGGAGGCCAUGAUAACCACCAGGGUUGUCCGCCGGAGGGUCAUUAUCCAGGGGGAUGAUGUGCCUGACAUGCCCCCGGAAACAGUCACGGAAGAGAAGUACGUGGACGAGCACGGACACACCGUGGUGAAGAAGGUCACCAGGAAAAUCAUCAGGCGGUACCUGUCCCCCGACGGCACUGAGAAGGAAGAGGUCACGAUGCAAGGACUGCCCCAGGACCCCGUCAGCAUCGAGGAUGGGGACGGCUACUCCCGAGUCAUAAAGCGCGUUGUCCUGAAGAGUGACACUGAGCAGUCAGAGGUGACGUUGUCCGAGCCCAGCAUCCCGGGUGGUACCUCGCAAUUUCAGGCAGAGCCCGUGGAAGGCCGUCGAGUCAGUAAAGUUAUUAAAACAACAAUGGUCCAUGGAGAGAGGAUGGAGAAACAUCUGGGUGACUCUAGUUUAGCCACUGAUCUUCCUUCAGCCAAAGACGACUUUGAAGAGGCUUUGAGUUACACAGGUAGCCACAUGAAAGUGCACUUUCCCACUUUAGUAGAGAAUGAAAUCCUGAAAGAGGAUGGAUCAGUAAUUAAAAGGUUUGCGUUAGCAUGGAUUGUGUCAACUAACAAUUUGAAAGCUUUCCAACUUUAAGAAAGAAAAAUGGAGCCCCUGCACACACCUUAAAGCCCCUUGGGCAACUGCCCAACCCUUCCCCCCAAGACUUUUGUCAGGUGGCAGACGUGUCAGCAUGUCACACUGCAAGUGGGCACCUGUGCCCACCGUCACCCCCUGGGGUUCAGUAAGUCACCAGUUCUGUUGAGGCCAGCCAGCUGGGUGUCCUCUGGUGACAUAUUUGGAGAGCACAGGAAGAGAGAUCUAGUCAGCUGCUCACGAAUGAGUCUUGUGCCUGCUGCCUCAGCUCAGGCUCAGUAAAUCGUUUCUUUAAUGGCACACGCCGUCGUUUGUCUUCAGGCUGUUUCAUGCCUCUCCGUGAAUGGGCUGUAAUGCGAGCGUGAGCCUGGAUUUGCCCCGUGAUGCUGAAACCAGGGGCUUUUGUAAGUCAGAAAGUGUCUGAAAGCAGGAGGCAGCCUGCCUCUGCGCAUGGGAACGGGGACUGUGUGCAGCUCCCCCAGCUGCCCCGUCCCCGUCACUGUGAGAUCCGUAAACUUGGGCAUCUUGCCUUGGUCUGUUCCCACUUCUCUUUGGGCCGCUGGCAGCACUGUGAGUAUUAAUAAAAUGCUCCAGCUUUGCAGCAAAAUGACCCAAUGGAAAUUGAAGUUACUAUUGUGCUUUUCACUCGAAGAGAAGGAUUGUCACUGAAUGUACUCUGCAAAGCCAUGUUUAGCUUGUAAAACAUCCUUAGAACAGUGAAAUGAAAACCUCUGUCACGGGGUUGCCCUCCAAUGAUAUAAUAACCAGCAGCCGUGGUGACUCUGACACAGAUCUGCAGACGCUCCCUGAGUGGAGGCUAGAGCGCUUGUACUCUGAACUGUUGAGUCUCCUGUGCGGUCACUCAGGUCACCACGCUCACCCCAGCAUCACUGGACCUUCCCGUGGAACAGGGUUGGAGACAGGGGCUCCGAAAUUCUCAAUUCCGGCUAGUAAAUUUGAGGCCAGGAAUGCAGAAAGUCAACCCAGCCCCACAGCUGCUUGAUUAGGGGCCCUACUGGGAUACACAUGGCUGUGCCCUGUCCCUUGUGGAGGUGUUUAGCGUGUCCCCUGCUCCCAGGACACAGAGGAGUAAGUCCCAUCGCCGAGUGACACACACACAUACAUUCGUCACACAUUCAUCACACAUGUGGACCCACACCUCCAGCGAGGGUGCUGUCAUGGAAGCUUAGCCCCAAGGCCAAAGCCAUCGAGGUUCCUACUAGCUCUUGGCAGAAAGAGUCAGAUAGUUCCCAUUUUGGAGAAAAAAUAAAUUAGAAUGCUGAAUAGUUAGAAACCCAGGAUCUGAUUCCAGCCAUCGGAACCAAAUUUGAUCUUUUGAUCAAGAGGAACAAGUUUAAGUUUGCUUUCAGAUAACAGUUUGCGUAGCAGUGAAGGAAAGGAGGGCUGAGAGGCCACAGAGAAGAAGGAGACGAGGCAGCCAGAGGAGACCUGGCAGCGUUUUGGCCGAAACAAACCAUUUAAAACUCAGGGUGAGCCUCACAAGUGCCGAGGGUGCGUGAGGACGUAGCCCAGGGCAGGGCCACCGCUGGGGACCCUGAGGCUCCCUGAGGACAGUGCUGGGUGACGCUGCAGAAAUGGACCGUGUCCUCACGGCCUGGCGUGUGGCUGCAUGGACAGUGCUCACAGACCCGAUGCUGGGACCUUAGACUCCCGGCUUCACAGCUCACUCAUGGUGGGAUUUUCCAUCUGGAGCAUGGCUUAAAUUUUCUGCGAUGCAGUUUCCUUGAUGGUGGUUAUAGGAUCUGGCACACAAAGCUCGCUCACUGCAUGUUUGUGGCAUGGAGACUUGUAAUUGACAAGUAGGCAGUGAGAAGAACUGAGAGUGAACUAAUCACCCUGUCAUGGUUUUCAAGUCAGGAGACAGGAACAGAAUAGAACAAAGCCGUCCUAGCCCCUUUUCCAGAUCAUCACCAGGCUGCUGAGGGAGCCCAGAGGGCAGCAGGAGAUGUGAGAUGGGCAGAGUGCAUGGGGCUCCGAGGGGCUGGCAGGGCUGUCAGGUGUCCCCCCCCUUGGCCUGUCCCUUCCUCACCGUCUCCAGGUCAAGCUUCAGAGGUGGCCCAGACCUCCUUCUCGGCCACCUUCCUCCGUGUUGACAGACUAGUACCCCAGUUUAGAGAAAGCUCUCAGAACACUGGGGACUGAGUGGGAGGUGACUAGCAUGAAGCUGGAAGCCGGGGGUGCUAAUUCAAUUAAAACUACGACCCUGGGCCGGUCAUAAGUCCGCGUGGAAUCAGGGUUCCAGGACGAGCCCAGCUCUUUAAAAGCUGUGACCGCGAUCAGACAGGAGCCACAUGUGGUCACUGUAUGCUGGGAAG
This is a messenger RNA of Rhinolophus ferrumequinum (greater horseshoe bat), 14742 nucleotides long. It is a transcript of the gene ANK2, whose product is annotated as ankyrin 2. Lineage: Eukaryota; Metazoa; Chordata; Mammalia; Chiroptera; Rhinolophidae. The record is from RefSeq and is a predicted model, not a curated record. The transcript is spliced from 50 exons. Bases 338 to 12406 code for a protein of 4022 amino acids. Gene Ontology annotation, molecular function: protein binding. Gene Ontology annotation, cellular component: T-tubule. Gene Ontology annotation, biological process: regulation of cardiac muscle contraction; protein localization to T-tubule; signal transduction.